AGGUCACUGAAGACACCUCAGGAUCAGGAGGACCAGGGGCUGACACCAGGCAGGACUGGUCCACACUGAUGCUCCAGGGUUCCUUCUACCAUCCCAGCACACUGGCACUCGUCAGCAGAGUGAAGCCCUGUCAACGUACUUCCCUCGCCUCAGGUGACUUUGUGUGCUCAGUGUGCCAAAAGAUAUUCCCCCUGCAGCGCAUGUUGACCCGCCAUCUGAAGUGUCACAGCCUGGUGAAGAGACAUCCUUGUCGAUUCUGUGGCAAAGGAUUCAACGAUACCUUCGACCUCAAGAGGCAUAUGCGAACACACACAGGUAUCCGUCCCUACAAGUGUGAGCUGUGUGAGAAAGCCUUCACACAGCGCUGCUCUCUGGAGUCCCAUAUGAGGAAGAUUCACAGCGUUCACCAACAGUAUGCCUACCGCCAGAGACGUUCCAAGAUCUUUGUGUGUGAGGACUGUGGUUACACUUCAAGCCGCCCAGAUGAGUACUUCCUCCAUGUGAGACAGUGCCACCCUGGCAGUCCUGCACUCCGCAGGUACUACCGCCGCCAGGCCCAUGAGAACAGCAGCUUUGCACCAGCGGAGCGUAAACUCAACCCCUAUUUGCUGUACUCAACCCCUGCUUACUACAUGUAGGAAGUCAAAACCUCCCAAGACAUAACAUACUGCAGCAUAUAUAAUCAGAAAAGUGUGUUCAUUGUAGCUAAAUCAAUAGAACUUCUUUCCUUUGUUACUCACUGGCAUUAUCUAAUUAUGAAAACCCCAGUUAUUAAACCAUAUGUUUCUGUAUUGUUUAAUAUCAAGUUAUUCACUUCACACACGACAUAUUCCUUACAUUGGGAACCAUUAUUAAAUGACAGGUAGCAUUAUGGAAAACCAGGCAAAGCACUAAGUUCUGCAUUUAUGUAAACAUAAAUUGAACAAUAAAAAUACUUAAAGUAAAUGCUAAUACAAUUGAUAUAAAACUGUGUAGACUAAAGUAAAUGAUGGACAAAAAAAAUAACUCAUUUGUCUUUCUUGUCUGAUAUAAUUCCAGAUUUGCCAUUUAGUUUUAUACAUGACAACAUUUAUGUAUGUUAAAAAGAACAAUACGAAAUCCUACAGUUUGCGGGUGUCGUUAAUGCAGCAAGUCAAAUCGGACAUUGACAAGCUUCCGAAAUUACCACUUGUCCUGAAUGAAGCAUAGUUGAUGUACUGGAUGUCGGCAGGGCUGGACAUCCAACCCAGCAUUCCUGCAGGCUGCAGCUGCUACUAUUUGAUUUAUUGUGAAAUAUUAGGGUUAAAUUUUGUGAAAUCCUGGAAAUAAUUUAGUGUAGACUCGUUAAUCUAUGAUAAUUUCUAAGAGCGUCUUCAGCCACAAUACUUUUGAGAAACACCUCUUAAGCUUAUGAAGGUUCA
Messenger RNA from Thunnus maccoyii (southern bluefin tuna), 1400 nucleotides. Its product is annotated as transcription factor Ovo-like 2. The transcript has 4 exons. Lineage: Eukaryota; Metazoa; Chordata; Actinopteri; Scombriformes; Scombridae. The record is from RefSeq and is a predicted model, not a curated record. The coding region runs from base 69 to 638 and encodes 189 amino acids. Gene Ontology annotation, biological process: regulation of transcription by RNA polymerase II; epidermal cell differentiation. Gene Ontology annotation, cellular component: nucleus. Gene Ontology annotation, molecular function: DNA-binding transcription factor activity, RNA polymerase II-specific; RNA polymerase II cis-regulatory region sequence-specific DNA binding.